Aedes aegypti (yellow fever mosquito) is the source of this 7736-nucleotide messenger RNA. RefSeq lists its product as uncharacterized. Lineage: Eukaryota; Metazoa; Arthropoda; Insecta; Diptera; Culicidae. Gene Ontology annotation, cellular component: nucleus. The transcript has 6 exons. Gene Ontology annotation, molecular function: protein binding. The record is from RefSeq and is a predicted model, not a curated record. The coding region runs from base 579 to 6473 and encodes 1964 amino acids.
GUCGUUCGGGGUGGGAAAAGUGAAAAAAUAGCCUUAAAGAUGAAAAGUUUCAUCUUGACGAGUUUUUCGUCGGUUUAAAGUUGCAAUUUUUACUGGAAAAAGUUUGACUUUAAUGGUUGAAAAGUUUUCCAAAACAGAACGGACCCGGGCUCGGAACAGGAUUAGGUGAAAUCGAGCAUGGUCGAUCGUCGGGAAUAGUGGAAAUUUUGGUUGAAGGCUGGCGAAAAGUGUGAAUUCUGUGUGUGAACGGGCUAGGAUUUUUCCUCCCAAAAAUUGCAAGAGUGGGCUCCAUCAUCGUCGGUUGGGCAGCCGUCGACAUCGCGGGGCUGGUAUUCAGCCUCCAGGAUUUUUUUGUGCUGCUGCUCCGCUGUGUGGUGAUAAAAGUUAGACAUUUUAUUUGAUUGGGAUGUGAAAGUGAAUGUGAGAGUGAAAUAAUGGGAACUGCGAAAAAAGGAUAUCUGAUGCAGUCUGCCAGAAUGAUGGCAGCGCGAGCGCCCUCCUAAGGGGGUUGGGAUGUGAAAAUUUCUGCUUAAAGUGGUCGGAAAAAUGGUGAUUAUUUUCUGCGAAAUAUUGAUUGAAUGAAACUAAGGGCAGGGAUGCGUGAUACGAUGCCAAAGGUGUUGGACAGUGAUACGGAAUCGGAGAUACCAGUCAGUAUUCAGAGUAACAACAAUAGCGAGCCGAAUACGGAUAAUGAGGAAAAACCGGAAACGGACGCCCUUCCUGUUGGAAGGACGUCACUCCCAUCAGCAGUGGAAAAUGGAAACAUCAGCGAUACGGAUAGCAUCUGCAGCAAUCAGAGCAAUACGCGAACGUUGCCCAACGGAAAUUCUUCCCAAACCUCCGGACCAAGUCUUCCACCAGUCAGACCACCAAGCCCGCCAUCAGCUACCGCCAAUGGUAAUAGCUCUUCCAGCUGUGCAUCCAACAAUCCGAACAACUGUGGCAACUCUAGCUCCGGCAGCAGUAGCAGUAUCACCAAUCCGAAUCUCAACCGUGCCGCGGCGGGAACUCCUGUGGCAGGAGCUGCUGAUCGGGUGAGAAAGUACCGACACCAGAACUUCAGCAAGAACAUCUACAUCGGCACGAAGAAUGCGGAGAAAUGGGACACCUUGCGGAAUCUGUUGCAGUUCAAGAACGAUGUGGAAUUUGUAACAUUCCUGCUUCGGCUGGCGGAGAUGGACGAUCGAAAGCGGAAAAAUCGAAUAGCCAAUGGAUUGAAUGGUGACUCAGAUUCGCUGCAAGAUGUCCUGCCGGGCGUCCUGGUCAGUAGUAAAAGCGACCAAUCGAAUGGAAAACCUAGCACUAAGAAAACCAAAAGAGUACAAUUCCAGGAAAGUGUAAAUAUAAUCAACGACAACAAUAGCAGUAGCAGCAUGCGUACCUCUGGAGGUGGGGCAGGGAUAUUCGACUUCCACGAAGACGAGGAUGACAAUGAAAACGGACCAGGGGUGGAGUUUCGACGCAGACGUCCAAGGUCUCAGCAGCCAUUGAGAUCACCCUUACCGCCUAGCGAGGAUGGCCACAGGGAUGAGGAUGCUGCAGCCGAUGGAGGCGAUGAAGACGAAGAACAGUUUAUUGUUCAAAAUAUUAUCAAAAAGAUUCCGGGAAGGGUCGGCCAGGGUGGCAACGAAGUUCAACAGGACUCCAUUAGCAGUACAAUGGGAUCGGUGUCGGAAGAUUCUUUACAUACCGAAACAGAAGUGUUGGACUACCGCAUUGCGGAGAAAAUUAAAACGGAAAUGGAGGAGAAGCAAAAGCUCGAACGAAAGUCGUUCGGGGAGGACAUACCGUCGACUUCGAAUUUUUCUGAGCACUCUGAUCGUCCUUCGGACGACGAAGCGUACGACAGUAAACUGGACAUCAAAAAGAUCGAUAUACGAAAAGUGCCGUUCGAUCCGAAGCUUGGAACGAGUAGAAAAAUGAAACGGGAAACGGGUUCGGUUGAUCUUCGUAUAGAAUACGAAGAGCAAGAAUAUCGACCGAUGACUCCAGAAGAUCGCAAGCCUCUGCUACCACCGCCCAAAAAGCCUAGGAAAGCACCAACAACGAAAAAUAAAGCCUGUACAGGAUGCGGUUUGAAACACGGGACCGAUCCAUGUCCACUGAACACGCCGUUGGCAGUGAUAAACAAUAAAAUCGAGCUUAAUGAAUGGAUUGAACAGAAUGAAGACCUUAUUAAAAAGCAUAAAAUUGUGCUGAAACCUGAGAAUCCAGAAGAGAUGGACGAUGAGAACGAAGACAACUACGAUGACGAUGAGGAUGAUGACGAAGGUGAUGAGAAUGAUGAAAAUCAGUUUGAAGAAAAACUCGAUAUAAUUCCUUCAUUUGCGGAAACCUCACUUCCGUCGGAAUUCGAACUUCGAUUAGCACCGUUGGCAACGACGAUCAGCACAGUUACAACUGCCAACAGUACAAACACUAGUCAACAAAUGCAGAUUGAUGCCAAUGAGUCAUCAUGCUCCUUGGCAGCAUCCCAAUCUGGCGAGCAACAGCCUCAACAGCUUCCUCCGCCGACAGCAACGGUUACCAAUACGAUCAACCAUGGACUGAGCAUUUACACGAAGAUUUUCAUUCCGAAAUAUACCCAACUUGGACCUGUUAUAGGGCUCGUGGCCAAAGAGACGGAAAUCCAAGACGACUGCAAUAUGCGGUAUAUCUACGAAACUUUCGAUGGGACAAAGUCCACCUACAUCAACAUGGAGAACAAGAACCAGGCCAACUGGUUACGGUAUCUGCGACCGGCUCGGCACCGGGAUCAGAAAAAUUGCGUGCUGAAAGUGCGCAACGAGCAGAUUGUGUUCAUAACUUGCGUGGAUCUUGAAGUCGGUAGUGAACUGCUGUACUGGAGCGAGGAGAGCAAUUCGGCUUGGGGCAAGAAGAAAAUGGAAAAAACGAAUUGUGGUGGAUGCAACUUGAAAUUUGAUCAUCCCCUCUAUUACCGAACGCAUUGUUCGGUGUUCCAUGAUCCAGCGUUCAGUUUGACCAUUCGAAAGUACCAUUGCAAAGUGUGCGGAAUUGCAGUGCUGGGAAAGGAGAACAUUAUGAAACAUGCAGAAAAGAUGCAUGAUGGAAAAGGAGCUUAUCAGUGCCAGUUUUGCUCGAAGUUCUUCCUACGUCUGAACUAUCUGGAGAUGCAUCGAACCUAUGGCUGCAGUAUGAAUCCUCAGCGAGCGCGUCCCUUGUGCGACUUCUGCGGCCGAAAGUUCUGCCAACCGCAGAAGCUGAAAGUUCACAUCAAACGCAUGCACAGCGACAUGGCCGAAGUGUUGCGAGAUUUCCAGUGCAAGCUAUGCUCAAAACUACUAGGUUCCCGUGCAGCCCUUCAGCGUCACUCCAAGGAGGUGCACAGCCGCAACUCUGCUGUGGUCAGUUGCCCACGGUGUCAGAAACUGUUCCAGAACAGAAGCAACCUGAAGAUCCACAUGUUGACGCACUCCGGAGUGAGGCCUUUCAAGUGUGCUGAGAACGAGUGUGCGGCAGCGUUUACAACGAAGCAGUGUCUCCAGUUCCACUACAAGAAGGUGCAUGGAUACACACAGGAGCAGAUGCCGAAGAUCGAGCGCAGUGUCGCGUACACAUUUGAUGCUUAUUCGGGUGGUAUGAAUGAUGGAUUGGUUGAUCUUCUUACAGAUGGCCUUCAGCGCAGACAGCGUAGGAAGCUGGAACCAGGCGAAGAAGGAAGCAGCGAGAAGCGAAAACGGGUACCGAAGGAUCUUCCUGGCAGCAUUCUCAAAACGAAGAACAUCUUGGAGUCGUUUAGUGAAAUUUGCAAAAACGACAGCAACUUGUCGUUGUUGUCGACAAAAAUAUCCUCGAUUCUAAGUGGAAAUCUCAAGGACUUUGGGAAGGUUCCUACGGGAUUGCCCGGGAUGGAUGGCGAUGGGGUUCGAAAGGAAGAAUUGGAUGACGACCUGGAUUCGAAUGAUUGUGCCGAGCGUGACGAACGUUUGGAGGCGAUCCAACGGCAUCUGAAUCAGCCUUUGUCGGAUGAGAAACAUGAAGAGUUCAGUCAACUGCACUCGCGUCUAUCGAACAUAUCAGCCCAGAACGAACAGAAUGCAAUGCACUACAAACUGCCCAGCUGUGAGGACGAGAAACCAAUGACGGACGGAGAUGGUUUCGGGGAUUUGAACUCACUAACGUCAAGUAAUCAAAAGUAUAAAGAAUUUAUGAACGGCGGUAAUCCGGGAUUGGUAAUAAGUAAGGGUAGCAAAAAGUGGAUAAGUGAUAACGGUCAUAUGCAAGAUGAUAACAAUUCGGAGAAUAUGCUGGCGGCAGCUGCCAAUAGAGAUUUCUUAACGAAACUGAUUAUGAAUGGAGGAAAUGUAGGGCAUAACACAUCGCAUACUCAGGUGGCAGAUGAUGACGAAGAUGACGAUGAUAACUCAACUAUUUUGGAUGUUGUUGACUCGAACAACCAAAAUCAACAGAACCCUAAUGUACAAAAUCAGCAACAGUCUCAGCAACAACAACAGCAGCAGCAACAACAAUCUCAGUAUACGUCAAGCUUUGCUGGUUUGAAUAACUCCUUACCGGAUUUGCCAGCAUUCCAAAACCACACUUUCCCAACGCAUUUCAAUCAUCAAUCGUUACUGGGAAGUUUCUAUAAUAACAACGGUGGAGUAACGGGCCGUAACGCUAUCAAUACGAUACCUACAUCGGCUAGCAUGCUGGUAGAAGCAGCUUUAAACUCGGUGAGUAACAUCAUCAACGAAGCUGAAAUGAACAAUAGUAGCAACGAAAACCAAAAUCUUCACAUGGACAUCGAUGGAAACAAUACAGCAUCCGCUGAGAACAACUUGCAAGCGAAUUCCUUCAGUACGGAAGAAAUGAAUUCUUCGGUAGAUGAAAUGAAAAUGAUGAAGCCGCACGGUUUCCCAUUGCCGAUGAACUCAAUGUCUCAGUUUUCGACGCAGUCUCCAGACGAUGCUAGUAUCAUACAGGAGCGCAACGAACUAGAGGUGCGGCCUAAGUCGCGGGACAAGUUAACGAACUAUGGCGAUGGAGAGAUGCUUGGUUACGAUGAUCAACCUCACCAGCAACAGCAAUCGCAGUCAGCACUACAUAAGCAUACUCCAAGCGUAGACUCAGUGCGUAGUGCAUUGUCUCCUGAUCAAAAUGACUUCAACUAUUCCAACUCAAAUGGAGCUCAAAGGCAGCAGCAACAAGCUCAGCAAACUGCUACAAACUCGCCAGCACGAUCAGUUUCACGACAAAUCUAUGGAGAACAUGACCUUAUCUCACCCGCUUCCACUCCAUCACUACCGAGAUACGAUUUCGGUGCGGAUAACAAUAGUUACGCUCGUCGACAGGAAAAGACCAUCAGCUCAUUGGCAUUGGAGAACUUUGAAGCAAAUCUGAAGAACCAGCACCAUAUGCAACACUUAUCUAGUGACGAGGAUAGCAGUAUUGUGAUUGCUGAGAACUUGUCCGUCAGCGCGAGUAGCAACGAACCGAAACUGAAGAUCACAAAUCCAACUUCCGGUGGAGACUUUAUUACGCCGAAUGCCGGCAGCGGAAGUAAUAAAUAUGAAUCGGUUCGGAACAGUUUAGGGUCGGAUUUGUCAACGGAUCUCAGACUGAAAUACAACUCUGAAGCCAAUGUGGAUCUUCCCGAUUUUCGUUCCAGUAACGCUAUGAAUGAAACUUCGGACUUCCAAGGAUUAGAUAUGACUUCUCGAACCGGUCUUUCUUCGAGUUACUCACAUAGCAAUUUCCAGGUACCCUCAAGUGGUGGAAAUCUGAAUUUCAACCGGUAUCACCACCACAUCUACGACAUUCUCAACGAACGAGAGCAGCAUCAGCAACAACAGCAGCAACAGCAACAGCACCAACAACAGCAACAGGAAUUCCAACUGCAACAACAACAGCAGCAGCAACAAAUGCAGCAUAUGCUCCAAGACCAUAUCGGUCAAGACGCUGAGUCGGAACAACCAGCUUCUGUUGAUCUAAGUCGUACAUCCAAUUACCUAGUCCCAUCUCCUCCUUCUCCUGCCAUUCCUUACUCUCAUCCCCAUCCUGAUAUGAUACGAAUGGUUUCACUGGAUCUCAGUGCGAAUAGUGGAGGCAACAUGAUCGUAGGCAACACCCCUCAUCAUGUCCGUCAUCCAUCGUUUUUGUCUUCUCAAAUACAGCAUUCUAACCGCGACUCACUUCCCGAUCAUCAUCGGCUGUUGGCUAGUGAACAGCUGGCCGCAACAAACCAUCGCCUGUUAGUCGAUCCGGCUGCGCACUUGAUCUUCGAACAGAACAAUCGUCUUCUCGCGGAAACUCCAGGACCUGCGCCUCCUCCUCCAAGGCACGUGGUCUCUCCUCAACGAGGUUUUGGAGCCUACCAUCAUCACCAUCACCACCAAGUCGGAUCGUCUAACUAUCAUCAUCAUUCGGUCAAACAGAAUCUCACAUCUCCUCCCUUGAAUCAACACGCUUCAGCGGCAGCGAAUUACCAUCCCUUCCCAACCUACUACUAAGCCUAGAGAGUCACAAGAAAUUCACCCUCAAGACAAACCAGCAGAACGUGCCGGUCAAACUAACGAAUAUUAUCUGAGAAAAGUACCCACCAAAACCUGUAAUGAUAUUUGUAAAAUGAUAACCGAGAACGAGUUUCGGUAUACGAAAAACCACAUUGUUGAAUGUCUCUAUCGAUUAUGAAUAUUUGUAAGAAUAUCAAAAUAUGUUCUGCAGCGCAUGGGGCUUAUCAAUAUUAAUUUUGGCGGGCGAGCUGCUAGAGCUAUAUUUUACUUGUUUUAACUGUGCAAUCAAUUGUGUUUUUGUAAUUGUAACAAUCAAUAACAGUUCUACUUUAAUUCGUUAUUGUAUCUAUCUUUAACGCAUAAAAAUCAAUCAAAACUCUUACAAAGUCGAUUUCGCGCAAACUAUUUUUCCGUAACUAUCGCAUAACAAAACAUUAUAAAUGUUUUUCGUCAUACUUUUGUUUUCUCUCUAGCACGAAUUGAGAAGCAGGAUGCUUUCCAACAGCUGGAAAAAAUCUUAUCGUAGUUUGUAAUAUUUAUUAUGAAUAAAUUAGACAGAAUAAAAAAUACUAUCUUACCAAGAUAUACCAAACCAUACACAUACAAACGAAUCGAGAGCAUUGUGCCAAAAUAACAAAGAAAUUCAUAUGACAGUACGCAAAGAGUGUUCUUUUGUUUGUUUCUAGUCAACCAAAAUCAUCAGUCUUGUCAGUCAGUCAUUUUAUUAGUAGUUGUAAAAUCGAUAUUUAUAAAAUAGAUUGUAACAAAAAAGGAAGCCAUCGUAUGUAUCUGUGUAAUGAAAACCACAAUAUACAAUGAAUAGUGUUCUAUGUGACAAUGGCACAAACCACAAACAGCAAAACAGACAAAUUAUACCCAAAAUACUUAUUAAUACAAAAUGACGUCACAAAAUCGAAAAUUAAAAUCAUAAACUCCUUAUAAACUGUUUCAACGAGGCACUUGCUAGCUCACAUUCUGACCAAUAGUGACGAAGCAUUAACCAUUAACAAAUGAAUAGUAAACGUCUAAUGGUUUACGUUGAGUCAGCAGUACUCAGAAAUCGUCGUCUAGAGCGACGAUGAGGACGAAUGUCGAUAGAACACAACAAGGACUUUACGCAACUUACCAACCUAGAGAGAAGAUAACCCAAUAUUAUCUCUGAAGCAAACAUAGAUUCAAGAUGCAAAUUAUGACACAACCACAUCUGGCAUAUGUAUGAUACGAGGAAAUUAAUAAAGAAAAGUGGAUAAAACAUAAAAA